UGGCCGCCUCUAAGAUGUUAUGUGAUUGUAAAGUAAAUUGAAAUUAAAUUCUUAUUGUGUUUGUUGUUGACAUAUUAAUGAUGGCAUCCACAUCAGAACCUCGUACUCAAGAAAACUCAGCACUGGUUGAACAAUUUUGCUCCAUUACUGGUGCUACUAAAGAAAAAGCUCAAAAAAUGUUAGAAGUGUGUACUUGGAAUCUUGAAAUGGCUAUUAACAUGCAUGUUGAUUUUGACUAUCAGGAAAAUGACUGUAUUGAAACAGAUGAUCCUGUAAAAAUUCCGCCAGAAAAUGAUCCUGCAGUUCGCCCUCCAAUUCCACAAUCAAGAGGCGUUUUAGUAGAAGAUGACAUAGGCUUCCAUUACGGUUUAAGAGGUAGGAAAAGAAGACCUCAUUCAGUUUUUGAUGGCUUUAGAGAUUUUCAAGCAGAAGCACAGCUGCAUGAUUAUACAGAUGCAAACAGUGGUGAAAGCAGCGAAACAUUUAAAAAAAAGAGAACUUUAGAAGAUCUUUUUCGACCGCCUUUGGAUAUUAUGCAUCGAGGAACAUUCGAAACGGCUCGGGAAGUUGGUCAGGUGUCAAAUCGAUGGUUGAUGGUUAAUAUACAAGAUUCUCGCGAGUUUUCCUGCCAAGUUUUGAGUCGUGACGUUUGGAGCAAUCAGGAAGUGAAAAGAAUUAUUUCGAAGCAUUUUGUGUUCUGGCAAGUGUACAGUGACAGCAUUGAUGGUCAACGAUAUAUGCAAUUCUAUAAACCUGUUGAAUUUCCUUAUGUUGCUAUGAUUGACCCUCGAACUGGCGAAAAACUCACUGUGUGGCAAAAUAUAGAUGCUACUUCAAUCUGCGAUCUUAUAGCUGCAUUUUUGAAGGAAAACAAUUCUCCGAAUGGAUCAUCAGCAGGCAUUUCUUCUAAAUUUAGCCUUUUAGAUCAAACCGAGGAGUAUCAAAUCAAAGCUGCCUUAGAAGCAUCCUUAAAGGAAUCUGCUAAAGAAAAUGCGGAUGAGAAUGACAGCGAUCUCGAAACCUUCGAUUCCGAUUCAGAAAACACCAGUGGAAAGGUGUCUAAGAUAGCCAUUUCCAAUUCUGAUCAUUCUAAUGAUGCCAUUGACGUCGUAGGGUUUUCAGAAAGUAAUGACAAAGAUAACGAACUUUCACAAAGCUCGUGGAAAGAUUUCUUAGGCAGUGAUGAUGAUCCUAAGACGGAACUGGUUCUUAGAUUUCCAGAUGGAAAAAAGGAACAAAUUACGUGGCCCUGUUCUACCAAGGUGAAAGCUCUUAUGAUAUUCAUCAACGAAUUAGGUUAUGACAAUGAGAAAUAUGAAUUAGUUACAAAUUUUCCCAGGAGAAACUUGUGCCAACUUGACCAAUCUAAAACUUUGAAAGAAGUUGAUCUUUUCCCCCGAGAAAUGGUCUUUGUACAGCUAAAGUCAUAGCGUUUGGAAAUUAUAAAGCUUGAAUUUUAAUUCAGAUA
Messenger RNA from Uloborus diversus, 1468 nucleotides. Its product is annotated as UBX domain-containing protein 7-like. Gene Ontology annotation, cellular component: nucleus. The record is from RefSeq and is a predicted model, not a curated record. Gene Ontology annotation, biological process: proteasome-mediated ubiquitin-dependent protein catabolic process. Gene Ontology annotation, molecular function: ubiquitin binding. Lineage: Eukaryota; Metazoa; Arthropoda; Arachnida; Araneae; Uloboridae.